AUGACCAUGAGUUCGUUUUUGAUCAGCUCCAGUUAUGUGGACCCCAAAUUCCCACCGUGUGAGGAAUACUCCCAUAGUGAUUACCUUCCCAACCACUCUCCAGAGUAUUGUGGCAAUCAGAAGAGAGAAAACAGCUUCCAGCAUGGAGCAACCUACCCCCGAGCAGCCUGCACCAGCCAGCGCUACUCCUCCUGCCAGGGCUCCGCACGCCAGGCUUCCAUGUUGGCUCCCCGGACUCACCCCAAGUUGGGCUCCUUCCUGAAGACAAGAGCACGAGCCCCAGUCCACCUCCGUCCUGCAGCCAAAUGUCUAUGGAGCACAAGCCCCCAGCAUCCUCCUGCCAGAGCCCAGUGGUCUACCCCUGGAUGAAGAAGGCGCACCUCUCCACUGUCAAUGCCUCUUAUUCUGGGGGAGAACCCAAGCGCUCCCGCACAGCCUACACCAGACAGCAAGUCCUGGAGCUGGAGAAGGAGUUCCACUACAAUCGCUAUCUGACUCGCAGGCGAAGAGUCGAGAUUGCGCACACCUUGCGUUUGUCUGAGCGUCAGAUCAAGAUCUGGUUCCAAAACAGGAGGAUGAAGUGGAAAAAAGACCACAAGCUUCCAAAUACUAAAAUAAGGUCCAACCCAACGUCAAGCCACCAGGGGACUGAGGGACCCCAGAAUCAGGGCAAGGGGUCCCCAACAGUCCCAAGCCUGCGCUGUUCAGCCUCCAUAGAAAACUAG
This is a messenger RNA of Staurois parvus, 725 nucleotides long. The record is from the annotation of a GenBank genome assembly. NCBI's taxonomy places the organism in Eukaryota, Metazoa, Chordata, Amphibia, Anura, Ranidae.